GAUAAAAAAUGUGAGGUCUCAGAUCGUUGAACUAAAACAGGACCUGAAGCCCGCUGUUCCCAACGCGAAAAGCAGGGUCAAGACGAUUUCAACUUCGUCUGCCGAUGGCCAAAAUGCUAGCAAAAAACUACCACACUCCAGCGCCGAAAGGAUUCGUUCCGAUUUGGCUGAAGAGCGCAAGCUCAAGGAAGAGAAACGUGCUGCAAAGCAACAAAAACGGGCCCAACUCAAGGCGGAAAGGAAAAUGCAAAAGAACACCGCGAAACAGAUCCUACCGGAAACGGAAACCAGGGUACGGACGAGUAAAAGCAUCGAAAUGGACGAACUCCCUCACGAGCACCAGUUGCUGCUCACUCUGUACAUGUUGAGCUCCGCGGCACGUUCGAAAUUUAUCGAAAUGCUGGGUCUAGAGCUCGGCUUGCUGGAGCUGCACCCCGUCAAAAAGAACGUGGUGCUGGUGAGUGAAGAUCACCGUAAGAUUUCCGAAGCACUGUAUGAGGCAGGGUUGAAAUACAUCACACAGUCGAAGAGCACAAAACCCGCGGAUAACGAAUCCGCGGACCAUGGGUCGCAGGUUGGCCAGAAGAAAACGAAGACAGCCGUACAGAGAACGUUCGAGUAUCAGGUUAGCUACCUGCUGAACAAUGGAAAGCAACAGCCAGUGGAAGAGUAUAAGCCGGAGCUGAUACUAAGGGAAGAUUCCUCGACUGAUCUAGCUUCUUUCGUGGCCACUCUGGUAGCCAGUGGCACUGGUUACCUGGUGGAAGGCUUGCUGCGGGUUAAUUCUCGCAACAACGCGCAAGCGUUUGUCGACGAUCCGCACCGCAUGGCGAAUAUUUACAUAAAUUCCAUCCUCCUUCGGCAGUGCGCCAUGGAUGGCGAUCGAGUGCGAGUUUUCGUAAUGAAUGGACCGGCACAGGCACCACCGGCGGAUAAAGCGUCGGAUAAGUCGGAUGCGGAUGUGAAGAAAAACACAGAUGUGAGUCACCCGGAUGACACGAUGCCCGUCGAAUCCACCGAUGAACUGGAGUCCGCUGAGUUAAAAAACAAUGUUGGGUUUGUGGUGGCGAUUCUGGAAAAACGUCACAAACGGCAGUGCGUGGGAAAGUUCCUACCGGCGGCAGCCGGUAAGAAGCACUAUCGAAUGUUUGCACCACGCGAUAUGCGUAUUCCGUCGAUGAGGGUUUUCCGACACGAUCUACCCAACGCAUUUCUCGAACCGAACGUUGCUGGUGGCGGUUCUGUUGAUGCGAUGGAUCCGAACGACGUUAUCUAUCAGGCGGAAAUCAUCGAAUGGCAGGAUGAAGUACCGAUCGGCACAAUUCUUCGACCGAUCGGCAAGUGCGGCUCGCUGGAGGUAGAAAAUGAGGCCAUCCUCGUCGAGUACAAUCUGGACGUGACGCCCUACGAGGAUAGCAUUCUGGCGCAGCUGCCACCACUGCCCUACCGCAUCCCGGAGGAGGAAAUAGCCCGACGAGAGGAUCUGAGGGGCGAGUGUAUCUUUACGAUCGAUCCAGCCACGGCCCGUGAUCUGGACGAUGCCCUCAGCUGCAAAGUGCUGUCGGAUGGAAACUACGAAAUCGGUGUUCACAUCUCCGACGUGACGUACUUCUUGCACGAGGGGUCCGAUUUGGAUCACCUGGUAAAGCUACGUGCCACUUCCAUCUACAUGGUUGACGCGGUGCAUCACAUGCUUCCGAAGCAGUUGUGCAACACCUGUUCGCUGCUGCCGGGCCAGGACAAGCUGGCGUUCUCGGUUAUCUGGACGAUACGGCCGGACGACGCCAGCGUGCUGAGCACCCGAUUCACGCGCAGCGUGAUUAACUCGUGCGCCCAACUUUCCUACGAACACGCCCAGCUGAUGCUGGACAAUGCAAGCGGCGCCUUGGACGAGGAUCGGCUGCCAGAGAUUCUGCAUGGCCAAACGGCGAGCGGAUUGCGUGAUAUCGUCAAUCGCCUACAGUCGAUCGCGGUGCAAAUCAGGAAGCGUCGAAUGGACGAUGGUUGCCUGAAGAUCAACCAACCGAAGCUGACGUUCCGGCUCGAUCCUGCCACCGGUCGGCCGCUCGACUAUGGCGUGUAUCAGUUGCGCGCGAGCAACGAAAUGAUCGAAGACUUUAUGCUGCUGGCCAAUAUGUCGGUGGCGGAGAAAAUUAGUUCUUCAUUUCCGGCCAUUUCGUUGUUGCGCCAUCACCGACCACCGUCGGAAAACAUGAUGAAACAGCUUGCCCGCAAUCUGGGCGUUCUUGGGUACACGUUCGCGUUCCACAGCUCCAAGGCGAUACGCGAAUCGAUGGAGGCGAUCAUCGAUUCGGCCGAGCAUCCGGACGCCGCCAGGAGUGUGCUGAAUGUGCUGUUAUCGAAACCGAUGACCCGCGCAAACUAUUUCUGCUCUUCGUUCUCCGAUUCGCCCAAGGAUCACGAGCAUUUCGCACUGGCCGCUCAAAUGUACACGCACUUUACCAGCCCCAUUCGGCGGUACGCCGAUUGUCUGGUUCAUCGUGUGUUGGCCGCCAGCAUCGAGGUCGGCGAGGUGCCGCAACGCUCUUCGGACGAACUGCAGAGACUGGCUUCGAUCUGCAACGAAAAGAAGUACAACGCGAAGCUGGCAGGAGAUGCCAGUUCACAGCUGUACUUCCGCCACUGGCUGCGAAUGGUCGGGGAGCACGAAACGUUGGCUGCCGUGCUGGGAUGUUCGCCUCAUUUCAUCGACAUGGUCCUGAUCCACACGGGCAUUGCGGUCCGGGUAGGAACGAAGAAAUUGUCCGCUACAUCAUCAAUUGGCGUUAAACCAAUGGAACCAGUGGAUACAUUUUUGCUGUUUCCGAAGGACAAAUCCAUCCCCACGCUUGAGCUAAAGCUGUUUGCGAAAGUUCGUGUUACGAUCAAAGUCGUUAACGAUGCGAUUGUCGUGACAUCGCUACUGCCCAUUGUUGCUGCGCCGUCUUCAACGGAGGAAGGCUUCACUGAGAAGACGGUGACGGAUUUGUGUGACGAUAUGGCGUCAGCUCGGGUGUACUGAAAUUAAGCGAAUUUCAAUUCCCUUUUUAUAUAUGAUUCUUUUUUCUUCUUCUAUUAACCAAUACUGUGCACUCCCGUUUUAGUAUUUCCGUAAACCAGCAAUCCAUUCAUAAGAGAACGCAGUAGAUUAACACAGAAAGUGGAAAACACAACAAAAAAAAAUUUACUUGACUAUGAAAUUGUAAGUGUGCAACUCAAUA
Messenger RNA from Anopheles cruzii, 3221 nucleotides. RefSeq names its product DIS3-like exonuclease 2 (gene Dis3l2). Gene Ontology annotation, cellular component: exosome (RNase complex); P-body. Gene Ontology annotation, molecular function: 3'-5'-RNA exonuclease activity; RNA binding. The transcript has 2 exons. Gene Ontology annotation, biological process: mRNA catabolic process; miRNA catabolic process. Lineage: Eukaryota; Metazoa; Arthropoda; Insecta; Diptera; Culicidae. The record is from RefSeq and is a predicted model, not a curated record. Bases 245 to 3022 code for a protein of 925 amino acids.